Messenger RNA from Belonocnema kinseyi, 1032 nucleotides. Its product is annotated as calcyclin-binding protein. The coding region runs from base 179 to 871 and encodes 230 amino acids. Gene Ontology annotation, cellular component: nucleus. The transcript is spliced from 2 exons. The record is from RefSeq and is a predicted model, not a curated record. NCBI's taxonomy places the organism in Eukaryota, Metazoa, Arthropoda, Insecta, Hymenoptera, Cynipidae. Gene Ontology annotation, molecular function: tubulin binding; S100 protein binding; ubiquitin protein ligase binding. Gene Ontology annotation, biological process: heart development.
UAUCAGCUGACAGAUUUAUAUGCGCCCAGCGGUAUUCUUGUCACAAGAUCAUUUUUGGAGUUACGCAAAACCGCACAAUUAGAGGGGGAAAGUGAUACUAAAUAAAUAGUAACUUCUCGAAAACGUUAUCAAUUUUUACAAGUUUUGAGAGACAAGAAAGGAGAAUUAAUCAACGAAAAUGUCGAAAGUGGAUGAACUGAAGAUGGACAUCGAGGACUUGAAUACUCUGCUCAAACAGGCUAGUCGACAAAAAUCAAAGGAUCUCAUUGGUAUCGAAAUCAGAAAACUGAACACCGAACUCUCCAGAAUAUCCGAAAACAGCGGCACAAGUGACACGAAAGCAACUCCAACGCCUCUGAAAACCGGACCAAAGGUCUACGAAGUAAAGUUGAACAACUACGCCUGGGAUCAGACCGACAAGUUCGUAAAACUCUACGUAACUCUGAAGAACGUUCAGACUCUUCCAAGCGAGUCGGUAAUCUGCAAAUUCACUGAUCGGUCCAUGGAUCUUCGUGUCUGUGGGCUUGAAAACCGAAACUACCAUUUGCCCAUAAUCAAUCUCUGCGAGGAAAUAGACCCGGAAGCAAGUAGCUUCAGAAUCAAAAACGACAUCGUCGCCAUCUUCCUGGCAAAGAAGUCUCCAACUAACUGGUCCUGCGUGACUGGAGUCGAGAAAAGAAUUAAAGAAGCCAAAGCGCCCUCGCUUAAUCCAGACCCGGAAGAAACGAGCGACCCUCAUUCGAGCUUGAUGGGCAUGAUGAAGAAAAUGUACCAGGAAGGGGAUGACGAUAUGAAGAAGACAAUCGCAAAAGCCUGGUGCGAUAGCCAGGAUAAAAAGUCAGCCACUGGCCUAGACUUUCCGCAAUUCUAAGUCCAAACUAUUGAUUUGUAUUAGAUACCUUUUUAUAAAAUACUGGUACUUCACUAUUUUAAGUUUACAGUUUAUCUAGAAUCUAAGUUUUGCAUUUCUAAUUCUCUUUUGUACUGCAUUCUUUUAAAGAUAGACAAAAUAAAAAAAGCAUACUUAAUAAA